AUGAUUCUUAUAUCAUUGUUUGCUCAAAAAGCAGUAUGCGACAAUGCCGUGUACGCUGAUAUCCUCAACGAAAAGGGAUUUGACAUAGCUACCCUUAGUGGAGAAGGGUAUCCAAGAAUCAGAGAUUUCAUGGCUAAAGAUAUGUUCGGAAAUUACUCUCUCAGGCAAUUGAUUCUCGAUUCAAUAAACUUAUUCAAUGACCCCGAAAAUGAAAAAACCACAGCUGAUGAUCUUGAAAAAAUUUAUCAUGACAUAAUUCGCUACUAUACAGAUAAUGCUACAGAAAUCAAGGACUUAUUACCACAAGAAGCUUGGGAAAACAAGCGUGUUAACCUUGUUUCCAUGACAUUCCCACACUUCGCUCCAUUCCUUAAGGAAAAGGGCUACAAUACAUCAGAAAUCCAAAAAUGCAUCGACAACGUUAAGGAUAAGAAGGGAACAUGCCAGUACAAGGAUAUUGCCCGCCUUCUUAAGUUAUCUCCAGAGUUCUACUUCAACAUUUCAGACAAGGUUGGUAAAGUUAUGACCGGUGAUGCCUUCAAGAUUCAAGAUGUCGCUACAACAAUUUACCUUAACACUUCCAAUAUUACAGAUGUUAUCAAAGAUGUCCCAUCCAUUUUCAAGAAGGGCCGUGCCAACGUUGCUGAAAUGGGCCAAAUUGCUUUCAGCGCUUUCAAGCUCGCUCAAGGCUUCUAUAACUCAUCCAAGACCUUCCUCGGUAAGGCCAUGCAUUCCGCUCUUCAGCCAUACGUUUCACUUCUCCCACGCUCAGUCAAGGAAAUGAGACAAAGCAUCGAAUUACUUGUCCAGGGCUACGAAAGCUUAAUCAAGGAUCCAAAGUUCACAGAGAAGGAAUUAGAGUUUGUUACAAAGUACAUUGUCAACAUCUACAACGAUUUCAAGCGCCAGUUAAGAGAUGAAACAAUCUUAGUUCCACAAGGAGUCAAGAAGUUCUUACUUGAGAACAUCGAUUAUUUCGAUCCAUCAUUGUCCAUCUAUUCACUCAUCCGCAAUAAGAAAGUCUCCAUCUUCGAUGCUUACGUCAAUGGCACACAAGAUUUAAUCACUCCAGCCAUUCAUCUCCUCACUGAAGACAAGACAAAGUUCAUCGAGUGGUUCGACAAGAUCACAUCUGUUAUCAGAAAGUACUACGAUGAGAACACACCAGUUUCAACAUUCCAGAUGGAUUGGCUUGAAGAUGUUGCUUACUUAGCACGUUCUGUCAAGGAAUACCCAUCCACAAUGAAGAUCAACGAUAUCCUUGCUAAGCACGGCAUGAACAAGAUGAAUGCUCAGAUUGUUAAGUCUGCUCUCUUGAACAUCUCAAGUAUCUUCAAUGAAAUCACAGUCGAAGAUUACGCAUCAAGAACAUUAUACACAAUCCUCAGAAAGAUGGCUGAUGCUACAAAGGAUGAUGCUACAAUUGUUGACUACGUCAAGUGCUUACCAUUUGGUGAGUCAUUAGCUAUGUACUACAAGGGCUUAGACAACUACAACCAAGGAAAGUCUCUUAAGGAUGCUUUCUGGGACUGGGAGUUCGAAGGAAUGUACGUCAUGAGAACAUUCGAAGCAUGGAAGACUGUUAAGGUUCCAAGCAUCAAGAACUUAGCUAAGGCUAUUGUUACAGUCAAUGCUACUGGUGUCCAGUUCGUCAAUGGCACAAUGAACCUCUACACAAAGCUCAUCAAGAACGGCAUCACAAUUUCUAGAAAUGAAAUCAGCAACAUCACAGGAGGCUUUGUCAAGAGAAUCUUAGAUUACGCUGUUCCAAUUGCUGCUUACAAUACAUACAACGUUUCUGCUUACUUCCAGAAGCUCACAGAUGUUAACAUCACAAAUUUCGCUUAUACUGUUCAGAAGCUCGCUAAGCAGGCUUCAACAGGUGGCAUCACUUGGGAACAAUUCACUGAUUUCAACAAGAAGGUCGAUGAAGAAUUACUUCAGCCAAUCUCUGCCCAGUAUGAUGAGGAAACAAAGCAGAAGCUUGCUGCAGCUGCCAGAAGGAAGAAGUUGAUCAUCAUCAUUUGCGCAUCAGUUGGUGGCGCUUUAGUCAUCGGUGCUGCUGUUCUCGCUUUCGUUCUUUACAGAAAUAAGUCAAACAAGUCCCAGGAUACCACACCAGUUAACACAGCUGCUACACUGAUCUAA
Molecule: messenger RNA, 2148 nt
Organism: Trichomonas vaginalis G3
Lineage: Eukaryota; Parabasalia; Trichomonadida; Trichomonadidae
Exons: 1
Coding region: 1-2148 (715 amino acids)
Source: RefSeq, a predicted model, not a curated record